GUGUGUGUGUGUGGACGGGCGGGGAGCUGGGGAGCGAGGCAACUUCCCCGUCGGGCAGCUGGAGCCUUAACUUGCCGGGGAAGGAAGCGCCACCGGAGGGGGGUGGUGGUGGGUUCCGGAUCCCACCCCUUCGAGCAUGGCGGGAGAGCCGGGAGGCGGCUGAGCGGCCACCCCUUCGGGCCGGGGAGGAGACGCCGAGAGAUGGCCCGCUGGAUCCCCACCAAGCGGGAGAAGUACGGCGUCGCCAUCUAUAAUUAUGAUGCCACCCAAGAUGUGGAACUCUCUUUGCAGGUGGGCGACACAGUUCACAUUCUGGAGAUGUAUGAGGACUGGUACAGAGGGUACAGUCUUCGAAAUAAAUCCAAAAAGGGCAUUUUCCCAUCAGCAUACAUCCAUUUGAAAGAAGCAACAGUGCAAGAUGGCGGACAGCAUGAGACCGUCAUUCCUAGCGAACUUCCCUUGGUCCAGGAACUCACCUCCACGCUCCGGGAAUGGGCUGUUAUUUGGCACAGACUCUAUGUGGAGAACAAGAAGACUCUUUUUCGCCAUGUGCAACAGAUGACCUACAGCCUUAUUGAGUGGCGGUCCCAGAUCCUCUCAGGCACCCUCCCCAAAGAUGAAUUGGCAGAGCUCAAGAAAAAAGUCACUGCCAAAAUAGACUAUGGCAACAGGAUUUUGGGACUAGAUUUGGUAGUACGAGAUGACAAUGGGAACAUCCUGGACCCAGAAGCCACCAGCAUGAUUGCCCUCUUUAAGGCACACGAGACAGCCUCCAAAAGAAUUGAUGAACGAAUCCAGGAAGAGAAGUCUCUUCAGCAAAACGUUGACCUGCGGAGGCAGUCAAUCUUCAACACAACCCACACAUACAGCCUCUAUGUUAAUUUCAAGAAUUUUGUCUGUAACAUUGGGGAGGAUGCAGAAUUGCUUAUGAGCCUCUACGAUCCUGACCAAUCCAAAUUUAUAAGUGAAAGUUACCUGGUUCGUUGGGGAAGUAAUGGGAUGCCAAAGGAAAUUGAAAAGCUUAAUAACCUUCAGGCUGUCUUUACGGACCUUAGCAGUUCUGACCUGAUCCGACCUCGCAUCAGCUUGGUGUGUCAGAUUGUGAGAGUGGGUCACAUGGAGCUGAAAGAGGGCAAAAAACACACCUGUGGCCUCCGGAGACCAUUUGGAGUGGCAGUAAUGGACAUUACGGACAUCAUCCAUGGAAAAGUGGAUGAUGAAGAGAAGCAACAUUUUAUACCUUUUCAGCAGAUUGCCAUGGAAACCUACAUCAGACAGAGGCAGUUAAUCAUGGCGCCUUUAAUAACUUCUCAUGUGAUUGGAGAGAAUGAGCCCCUCACAUCAGUCUUCAACAAAGUCAUUGCUGCCAAGGAAGUGAAUCACAAAGGGCAAGGCCUUUGGGUUUCUCUGAAGCUUCUGCCUGGGGAUUUAGCUCAGGUUCAGAAAGACUUUUCUCAUCUCAUUGACAGAUCGACAGCAGUGGCUCGCAAAAUGGGAUUCCCAGAGAUCAUUCUGCCUGGUGAAGUUCGGAAUGAUAUUUACGUCACUCUGAUGCAUGGGGAGUUUGACAAAGGUAAAAAGAAGACUCCCAAGAAUGUAGAGGUCACAAUGUCUGUCCAUGAUGAAGAUGGCAAUCUCUUAGAGAAAGCUAUCCAUCCAGGUGCUGGUUACGAAGGUAUCUCAGAGUACAAAUCAGUUGUCUACUAUCAAGUCAAGCAGCCCUGCUGGUACGAAACUGUCAAGGUAUCCAUAGAAAUAAAAGAAGUCAGCCGUUAUCACUUAAGAUUUACUUUUCGCCACCGAUCAUCACAAGAAUCACGAGAUAAAUCUGAAAGAGCUUUCGGAAUGGCCUUUGUGAAGCUGAUGAAUGCAGACGGUACCACUCUACAGGAUGGCAGACAUAACUUAAUAGUCUACAAGGGUGAGAACAAGAAAAUGGAAGAUGCUAAGUUUUACUUGACGCUUCCUGCCACAAAGGAGGAAAUGGAGGACUGGGAGAUUGUUCCAGCUAAGCCACAAGUGACCAACUUUACCCCAAACAAAGAGAGUACUAAGGAUAGCUUUCAGAUUGCGACACUCAUCUGCUCUACAAAGCUGACCCAGAAUGUUGACCUGCUAGGUUUGCUGAACUGGCGUUCAAAUUCCCAGAACAUCGGACACAACCUCAAGAAGCUGAUGGAGGUGGAAGGGGGAGAAAUUGUCAAGUUCUUGCAAGAUACCCUUGAUGCACUUUUCAGCAUAAUGAUGGAGAUGUCCGACAAUGAAUCCUAUGAUUUCCUUGUGUUUGAUGCACUGGUAUUUAUUAUUUCCUUGAUUGGGGACAUCAAGUUUCAGCAUUUCAAUCCUGUACUGGAAACAUACAUUUACAAGCACUUCAGCGCUACCCUAGCCUAUGUAAAACUUACCAAAGUUCUGAACUACUACGUUGGAAACGCAGAUGACUCCAGCAAGACAGAGUUGCUCUUUGCCGCCCUGAAAGCCCUGAAGUAUUUGUUCCGGUUCAUAGUUCAGUCUAGGGUGCUGUACCUCGGAUUUUAUGGAAAAAGUGAAGAUGGAGAUGAGUUUAACAAUGCAAUCCGCAAGCUGUUCCUGUCUUUUAAUAUCCUCAUGGAUCGACCUUUGGAGGAGGCUGUUAAGAUCAAGGGUGCUGCCUUGAAGUAUUUACCCAGUAUCAUCAAUGACGUCAAGCUGGUUUUUGAUCCCGCUGAACUCAGUGUUCUCUUUAGCAAAUUCAUCCAAAGCAUCCCAGAUAACCAACUCGUCCGUCAGAAGCUCAACUGCAUGACAAAGAUUGUCGACAGUGAUCUGUUCCGUCAAGCUGAAUGCCGGGAUGUCCUCCUGCCCCUCCUUGUAGACCAGUUAAGUGGGCAGCUGGAUGAUAAUUCCACCAAACCCGAUCAUGAAGCCUGUUCACAACUUCUUAGCAAUAUUCUGGAGGUCUUGGACCGAAAGGAUGUGGGUCCGACUACAGCUCACAUCCAGUUGAUUAUGGAGCGGCUGCUGAGGAGAAUAAACCGAACGGUCAUUGGAAUGAGCAGACAGUCGCCUCACAUGGGUAGUUUUGUAGCCUGCAUGACAGCCAUCUUGAGACAAAUGGAGGACUCCCAUUACAACCACUACAUCAACACCUUCAAAACCAGACAAGACCUUAUUGAUUUCUUGAUGGAAACUUUUAUCAUGUUCAAGGAUCUGAUUGGAAAGAACGUCUAUGCAAGUGACUGGAUGGUGAUGAACAUGAUGCAGUGCAGGAUCUUUCUCCGAGCCAUAAACCAAUACGCCUCUGUGCUCAACCGAUUCUUCCUGGACCAGGCCAGCUUUGAGCUGCAGCUAUGGAAUAAUUAUUUUCACUUGGCUGUUGCAUUUCUGACCCACGAUUCCCUCCAACUGGAGACCUUUUCCCAGGCUAAAAGGAGCAAGAUAGUCAAGAAAUAUGGGGACAUGAGGAAGGACAUUGGCUUCCAGAUCAGGGACAUGUGGUAUAACCUGGGGCCUCACAAGAUCAAAUUCAUCCCUUCAAUGGUAGGCCCCAUCCUGGAGGUGACGUUGACCCCAGAGCCAGAACUGCGGAAGGCGACCAUCCCCAUCUUUUUUGACAUGAUGCAGUGUGAAUUCAACUUCAGCAGUAGCAGGGACUUUCAUACGUUUGAAGAUGAGCUGAUAACUAAAUUAGAUCAGGAAGUGGAAGGGGGUCGAGGCGAUGAACAGUACAAGAUUUUGCUGGAGAAACUCUUGCUGGAACACUGUAGGAAGCACAAAUAUCUUUCAAGCUCUGGGGAAGUGUUUGUCCUGUUGGUUAGCAGCCUGCUGGAAAAUCUCUUGGAUUACCGGGCCACCAUGCACGACGGGAGCAAAGAAAACCGAAUGAGUUGCACUGUCAAUGUUCUGAAUUUUUAUAAAGAAAAGAAGAGAGAAGAUAUAUACAUCAGGUACUUGUAUAAACUCCGGGACUUGCACACAGGCUCCGAAAACUAUACUGAGGCAGCAUACACACUCCUUCUUCAUGCGGAGUUACUCCAGUGGUCGGAUAAGCCGUGCACUCCCCAUCUGCUCCAGAGGGACAGCUACUGUGUGUACUCACAGCUGGAGCUCAAGGAGAAACUGUAUCAAGAGAUCAUUGCUUUCUUGGACAAAGGCAAAAUGUGGGAGAAAGCCAUCCAGCUGAGCAAGGAGCUGGCCGAUAUGUAUGAAAACAAAGUGUUUGAUUACGAAGGGCUUGGCAAUGUCCUGAAAACACGAGCCACAUUUUAUGAGAACAUCAUGAAGGCAAUGAGGCCUCAACCAGAAUAUUUUGCAGUCGGGUAUUUUGGCCACGGGUUUCCCUCCUUCCUCCGUAACAAGAUCUUUAUUUAUCGUGGCAAGGAGUAUGAGAGGAGGGAAGACUUCAACCUAAAAUUACUAACCCUAUUUCCAAAUGCAGAGAAGCUAAGCAGCACUGCUCCACCAACAGAAGAGACCAAAGCUUCUUCCAAGCAGUAUGUGCAGUGCUUCAUCGUGAAACCUGUCAUGAACCUUCCACCAAACUUCAAGGACAAGCCUGUUCCAGAGCAGAUUCUAAACUUUUAUAGAUCCAAUGAAGUGCAGCGUUUCCAGUAUUCCCGGCCCUUCAGGAAAGGAGAAAAAGACCCUGAGAAUGAAUUUGCGACCAUGUGGAUCGAGAGAACCACCUACACAACUGCCUAUUCAUUCCCAGGCAUCCUCAAGUGGUUCGAAGUGAAACAAGUUACAGUGGAGGAAAUCAGCCCAUUGGAGAAUGCCAUAGAAACCAUGGAGCUGACCAAUGAGAAAAUCAGCAACUGUGUCCAACAGCAUGCCUGGGACCGUUCCCUGCCGGUGCACCCCCUCUCUAUGCUACUGAAUGGCAUUGUGGAUCCAGCUGUCAUGGGAGGAUAUACUAACUAUGAGAAGGUCAGCUGUCUCCUUGACAUCCUCAGUAAAAUGUUAAUUGAUGUUUGUCACACACACACACACAGUUCCAUGCCUUUGCUAGCGGAAGGGAUUAGGAUACAUGGAAAGAAGCUGACAGAACAACUGAAGCCUCUUCAUGACCGACUGACCUCCUGCUUCAAGGAGCUGAGGGAGAAAAUGGAGAAACGAUACGGUGUCAUAACCCUGCCUUCUUCACUGACAGAGAGAAAACAGAGCCGGUCGGGGUCCAUGGUUUUGCCUUACAUCAUGUCCUCUACUCUGCGGAGGCUCUCGGUGACCUCGGUGACUUCCUCUGUGGGAUCGACAUCCUCUACCUCAUCAGAGAGCACUUCCUCCAGGCCUGGAUCAGAUGGGUCUGUUCUUGAGCCACUCGUAGAAAAGGGUUCGGUGUCCUUCAGGCUGGAAGACGUCCCUGCCAAAGAUGACAAUGGGACCCCAACGAAUAGAUUCAGGCGGAAGGACCGGAGCCUCAGCCGAUCUCAGGUUAUUGCAGGCAAGGAGCCAGAGGUUGAUCUCACACCCAAAACGAAUGCAUCAGGAAAAGCACCCAGACCAAAGAGUCUCCAGCUGGGGGAGAGCAGACUCUCAUUGCUUCAGAACACGUCACUCCAGCAAGCCACAAUUCUGAGCCCACCGCCAAUCACUCCCAAAACGCCAAGAACCCAAAGUUUCCCUUCAUUGCAGACUGAUGGGUUAGCAACCCCUAAUUUGCAGAGCACUCCACCCCCACCGCCCCCUAAAUGCAAACCCUAUGAGAAUAGCAACUCCAGGAACUCUGGAGAGGUCGCUCCUCCCCUGCCGACCAGACGGGAAGUCAAGCCUCCCCCUCCUCCUCCGAAGGCAAGGAAAUCCAGUGUCCUUUCUUUAGACCCGGCGUUGCAGUAAGAACUCCAUGGCAGGGAACCCCCCCUUGACUCUUAACUUGUCUGCUGCCCAGGUAUCGCCAUGCGCAUUAUUUGGCCAGAGGUUUCCUCUUGUUGAACAGAUGAAUGGCUGUGCUUUCCUGUUGCCUCCUCUUAGGCCAUGCCAAAAUAAGCCAUGCAAGCUGAGACGAAGCUUCUGUGUUCCAUUUCCAAGCUUCCAAUGUUUUACCUACUUGUAUGCCAAGACGCCAAGCAUUCUAACAUUUGGAUCUUCUCCCAUAUCUGAGCUUCUGCGUGCCCAGCUGGCUCAAAUGGUACCAGAACCCCACCGUUACAUCUACUAGGAAUUCCAAUGCUCAGGAAAGAGUGGUUAUGCAGAAGUUCUCCCCCCACGGAAAGUCUGUGGAGCCUUCAGAAGACCCUGCAUCCUCAUUAGGAAUGCAUUUCAUUGCAUAGAAGCUCCAGUUCUUUCCAGCCUGAAUAUGAAGAAGUUGACCACCUUGGUGUAGAGUCUUCCAAAAGGAACCAUUCCUCGCCCACUGCACUGGCCACAUUGAUUGCAUACCGCUGUUUCCAGCAUAGAAAUGACCAUGUUUCUUUCUAUGUUUUCAUGAUGAAGAGGAAGAAAAAAGGUGUUGCCAUUAAAUAUAUGGGUACGAAUCACGUUAAAUCCAGACCCGAGCUUUUAUCAAUGAAGCAUUCAAAUCCUUGAGCGUCAAUGAGCAGAUCUGUCCAGUGUUGUCAUUUUCAAAUAUCUCAAGUUCAUCCCAGAUAUGAAGGAACUGGCAAUUUUGGGUACAUGCAUAUAUAUAUAUAUAUAAAUAUAAAGAACUAAAAUAGAAUUUGCCGUCUUCCUUCAUGGUCACUCAUGUCGGGCAUCACAGGUUUUGAGUUGUCAACCGUAAGCUGUGAGGCUGGGCCCUCCUUUGAGAAACAACCAUUGACUGUAUAAUUACACAUUCAGGCUUCUUCAAGUCAGCAGACCCAUGUCUACAUGCAGCCUUGCUCUCCAUGAAUGGUCAAGAAGAAGAGGUAUUAAGGUUAAACAUUGAUGCCCAGUUUUAUGGAGUGGAUAGAGUGAUGGACUAGGACUCAGGAGGCCUGGGUUCGGAUCCGAUCACCAUAGAAGCUCACCGUGAGUCACCCGUAAAAGCUUUAUUUAGGGCUGAUUUGACAACAGAACGAUUUUGUUCAGGAAGCCUGUGUUGGAAAGUUUUAAUUCAAAUACAGCUGGCAAAAGCUUGGGUAUGGUCCAGGACAAGUUCAAUCAACCAUGGUUGUGGCUUCCGUCUGUGUCAGAUGCUUUGCUGUGUCAAGAACCUGAAGCAUCUACCAAAUGAUGCCUUCGCAUCUCUUGAUGAACAGAAGGGCAGUAGUCCUAGAUCCAGACCAACUGUGCCCAGAAUCUCUCAGCACCUUUCUCUCAAGUACUGUCAUUUUUGCCAUUGGUUCCUCAUUGGUUUUCUUCUUGCACCCAAACAGGGCUACGUCCACUACUAUCACUCCUUUUCUUU
Messenger RNA from Pogona vitticeps (central bearded dragon), 7303 nucleotides. Lineage: Eukaryota; Metazoa; Chordata; Lepidosauria; Squamata; Agamidae. The record is from RefSeq and is a predicted model, not a curated record.